Messenger RNA from Caenorhabditis remanei, 570 nucleotides. RefSeq lists its product as uncharacterized. Bases 1 to 570 code for a protein of 189 amino acids. The transcript has 5 exons. NCBI's taxonomy places the organism in Eukaryota, Metazoa, Nematoda, Chromadorea, Rhabditida, Rhabditidae. The record is from RefSeq and is a predicted model, not a curated record.
AUGUCUUCUCAAAUGAUUGGCUCUGAUUUAAGUCUAGAGAUGUUCAAUAUCAAAGUCGAUAAUUAUGUUAAAGCAUGCACAAGCAACCCAGGGAUUUGUGAUUCAAACGCAAUGAAACAAAUAAAAAUAUUGUGCUUGGCUGAUUACGAGAUAGCCACAUGUGAUGCUAUGGUUAAUGGUGUCUUUAAGAAAUUCUGUGCCAGUCGUCCUGUUGAUAAGAAAGAUGCUGCCUAUUGCAAAAAACUAUUCCCUGACUCGACCACUUCUCCGCCUCCUAUCAGCACCACACCUCCAUCCUCUAUCGUAUCCAAUCUCACCAUUGCCACAGCAAUCUCUCCUGAAUCCUCUAACAAUCUAGGUCUACUCAUUGGAUGUCUGGUUGGAGCUUUCUUUUUGGUCAUCAUUGUUAUCGUUCUGUUUUGUUGGUGGAGGCGAAGAAAAUUGAUGGAUAAAGAGUUGUCAUCGAUUGGCGGGAAGAGUGAAUCAAAAUCGAAAAAGCCAGUGAUUGCUGAGAAUAAGAGAAAGUCUAUAUGGAUUAUGGUGGAUGAUGGGGAUGAGAUAAAGAAGUAG